CCAAAAGCACCGAUUGCAGUCGUCGUCUCUCGCCUCAGCGCGCUUUGACUUUAUUCUGGCUUUUGACCGAUAGACCUCACCUUCACAUUACAAUGUGUUAGUAUAUCAUAUCGUGACAUUUCAGGUAUUCUACCUACGCUGCGCUGUGUUAGGGCUUGGGGCCAGGGCCAAGUGGCGCUUUGGGGACCCUGGCCCCUCGGUAUCUUUAAGGAUGGCGGAAACAACUGACUUAGCAGAGCAGGCUCUGUCCGCCAAGGAGCAGGGCCUGAUAGAAGUGAUAAAGCUGCUACAGCACCCCGAGGACCUUUCGCGCCUGGCUGACAUCACGACCGAGUAUGAGUCGCGGCACCGGAGCGCGAAGGCCACCCUCAGCGCUAUGGUGCAGUCGCAGGUUGAGGCGACCCGCCUGGGCAUGGACUUGCUGGAGCGGGCGCACCGCCACAUCACAAAGCUGCAGGCGGCGCUGGACCGCAUCGACAAGCUGUGUGCCGAGUGUGCAGACCUGGUCCACCACCACGACAAGAUCAAGCUGCUGGCGCUCACACACGGCAACGUCAAGAAGGUGCUGUCGGAGAUUGAGGACAUUGUGGACCUGCCCUACCGCGCAGACCACUGUUGGGAGCUGCUGGAGGCGGACGACGCCAACCUGGUCCCGGCCUUUGAGGCGCUGGUGCUGCUGACGGGCACGGCCGAGAACGCCAAGCAGGCGUGGCAGAGGAACAACAAGUCGGCUGCGGAGGUGUCGGAGCUGGCAGCAUACCUGGCCCGUGUGGACGAGGUUCUGGUCCGCUUCGAGCAGCUGCUGCUGGGCCAGCACCUGCGCCUGCCCGGCCUCAUCACACUGGCGCAGGAACGGCCCACGCUGCUGGUGGACUGUGUGCGUGUCAUGGAGCUGCAGGAGCUGCUGGAUUCGGAGUACAAGCGCGUCAAGAUGGGGUCGGUUCAGCAGCGGAGAUACAAGGACCGCUUCUUUGCGGGGCUGCUUAAGGACGCCGAGGGCAGGUUCAAGCCGCUGCUGAAGAUCGCCCGGGCCUGCAACAAGCCCAACAUGAUCAUCUCGUACGACAUCAACGGCGACCGCAUCGUCAGCGAGCAGCGCGACUACCUGGGGGCGCUGGUGAAGCUGACACGGCUGGUGAACGGCGAGGAGGAGGUUGUGGACGACCCCGAGGAGCUGCAGCACAUCGACAUCAUCCAGGAGGAGGUGUUCGACGAGGCCACCUACCUGGACGAGCUGCUCAACGGCCUGUACGACAUGACGGACGAGCUGGCGGCGGUGUACGACUACGUGGCGCCGUGCUUCCCGCCCGGGUACGACGUGUUCAACCGCUGCUUCCAGACGUACCACGUGCAGUUCAGUGUGGUGGUGGACGUGAUGGGGCACGGCGCGGCGGAGGGCAUGAGCACGGCGGGCGCGCUGCGGGUGAUGGACUGGGUGCAGAAGUACAUGGAGACGCUGCGCAACCUGGGUGUGGAUGAGGAGCUGGUGCGCCUGCCGCCCUCGCCGCUGGCGGACCCAGACAGCCUGCCGGGCAUGGUGGUUCUGAUGGAGAGCUAUGUGAAGCGCAUGGCGGACACCGUGACGCGCUGGUACACCAACAUCCUGGACGCAGACCUCAGCUCCGAGCCCAAGGUCCGGCCCGACGGGACGCUGUGCACCCUGGGAGCCACCGACUUCUUCCGCAUCCUCAACGAACAGAUCGCUAUCAUCACCGACCUCAACGAGCACGGCGAGAUCAUGCUGCAGACCGCCAAGACCGCCCUGCGCAUCAUGGUGGGAUUCCAGGAGGCGCAGAAGGACGUGCUGGGAGGCUACGGCCGCGAGGGCGGGCGCAAGGGUCUGGGCCUGGAGAUGGCGGUGGCGUUCCUGAACAACGCGGUGCACUGCCACGACCAGUCGCUGGAGUUCGCGGAGGACGUGGGGAGGCAGCUCAAGAAGGAGUACAGGGAGCAGCUGGAUGUCGAGACAGUGUGCCGUGGCUUUCUCGAGGUGGCCAAGGUGGCCGCCUUCCGCGCUGUGGUGGUCAUGUUCAAUGACCCAGGCAUGAGCGGCCAGCUCAAGGGCCUGUACGGCACCGGUCCGGGUGACACCUACCUCUCCGGCCGCGUCACCAGCACCCUCAUCGCCACGCUGCGGGACUACUUCUCAGACAUCAAGACCUGGGUGACCCCCUCUUUCGUGAAGCGGGUGGCUGAGGCGGCGCUGGAGGAGCUGGUGCGCCGGGCAGUCAACAUCUUUGCGGUGGCGCCGCCGCAGGCCUCUGAGCCGCUGUCUGCCCGCAUGGAGUCUGACGUGUCCGACCUGAGCGCCUACUUCGAGGCCUACGUGACCAAGGCCGACCGCCUGCGCAAACACCUCGAGGUGCUGGCCGACCUGCGGGAACUGCUGGUGGCGGACAGCCCUGAGACGUUUGCCCUGGCCUACUCCAACCUGCUGGCCUACAACGACAAGGCCUUCACGCCAGAGCUGGUGGCCAAGAUCACGAGCAGCUGCAGGAGCGACCUCACCAAGAAGCAGAUCUCGGACAUCAGCUCGCAGUGUCGGGACCUGUGGAAGCAGCACGAGGCGGCGGCCAAGGCGGCGGCGGGCGGCGGCGGCGCGGCGGACAAGAGCGACGGCUGGUGGUUCGGAUGGGGCAAGAAGGGGUAGGGGCCAGCAGGCGGGUGGCGCGGCGGAUUGGCGGGGCGGUGGAGGGGUGGCAGCGGCAUCGUGCAUCGCGACAGAGCUGUGUUGGAAAGCAGCGGAGGGAGGUUGCAAGGGUUUGGGGAUGUCGAACGGUGUUAUUAGGUCCGGGUUCCUCAGUUGAUGCCGGCGCGAGGCAGGCAUGAGCAAGCAUGAGGGCUGGGGAAUGAGUGAGGAGGGCACGGCGCGGCGGCUGAUGCUGUGGCCGAGCAACGCACAGCAGUCUGGCUCUUCACGAAGUUACCUGUUCUGGCGAUUGGGUAU
Molecule: messenger RNA, 2947 nt
Organism: Chlamydomonas reinhardtii
Lineage: Eukaryota; Viridiplantae; Chlorophyta; Chlorophyceae; Chlamydomonadales; Chlamydomonadaceae
Exons: 27
Coding region: 212-2650 (812 amino acids)
Biological process (GO): exocyst localization; exocytosis
Cellular component (GO): exocyst
Molecular function (GO): SNARE binding
Source: RefSeq, a predicted model, not a curated record